UUUCUGCACGUUCAGUUCUUUUCUCCUCCAGUCUACAUUCUGAGAAACCGGUUUCUCCUCCACGUGUGGAUGCGUGUUUGGUGCUGCUGCAUGCUUUGCAUGUUUGGUUCAGUAGAUGUUGCACGUAUUACAGGGUGGGUCUGUUUUUCACAAUGCUUUCGUACGCAAUAAUCGGGAGCGUCAUGCACGAGGAAAUGUCCUGUAAUAACCUUCUCAUUUUACACAACUUUCUAUCUGUCGCGGCGGCGGUUAUAAAAUCCAGGCGUCGUCUUUCACUUUCCAUCAGUUCAGCCGCAGGGACACACACACACACACACACACACACACACACACACACACACAUCAACGACCAGGUUAGAGUUUUCUUUUAUAUCUCUUGGAUUAGAUUUGCAUAUUUAAAUUCAAGAGGCAGAAACACGUCGUACCUGCGCCGCUGGUUUGUCCUGAAGGGGAAUCUGCUGUUCUAUCAGACGCGUCCGGCCGACCGCGGCCUGCUGGGCGUGAUCGUGCUCGAGGGCUGCGUGGUUCAGACCGGAGAUUCGGACGUCGCGUUCUCGCUGGUGUUCACCGGCCCGGGCCUUCGUUCCUAUCAGCUAGCCGCAGACGAUCAGCCGAGCCGAAAGAGCUGGGUGAACGCUCUGCUGUCUGCCAGCCACAUCUACAUCUCACUGCUCGUCAGAGACCUCGCACACCUGUACCAAGAAGCUAAAGAAGGGAAAAGCCUCAGCGAUCCGUCUCAUUCUUCCACAGCGACAGAUUCCUGUGUGAAAAUGUCCAGCUCCGUCAUCGCCGCUUUCUACGCUGCAUCGCCGCAUCUGGCUCAGGGGUCUGUGGUGACACACCGAGAGACGAGGAGCUACAGCGCGAACCACACCUACCCCAACCACCACACCCACCACGCUCCGUCCGUGCCGGUCAGAUCGGCGAAUAAACGAUCACCCAAACACUGGCCCAAAAGGAACGCCCACGUCACACCUCUAAAUGGCCCCGCCCCCAAUUACGGGGAGUGGCCUUUAGUGGGAUUCGACCCGAUGGACGAGUUCGUUAAACUGCACGAGUAUUACGGAAAUGAGGUGAAGCAAGUGAGAGCUGAUUGGCUGAAGAAGAAACAACUGGAGGCGGGACAUAUCGAAGAGGAUCUUAUCGACCUAGGGUAAUUUAUAUCUCGAAUUGGAUCUUCCUCAGUGUGAAAUAACAGAUACUUCAACGAUACGAACCUCAAACGGCGUCGCAUAAACAAAUCUAUUCAGACCGAGCUUCACACAUCCUCUGCUUUAUGUCAAGACUACAGACAUUUUUUUAGGGAAUGCGAACGAGAUUGAACCGAUGAAUUCUCAGGCUACAAAAAAGAGAAGGACGUGUGUGAGGAAGCAGUUUGAGGGUUGUUUCGCUGAGACUUUUACAGUAAACGUUCCCGACCCUUUUCACUCUUCCUCUUCUGAACGCCUCGUCACGCUCCACUUCCACAUUUCUGUUCGCAAAACUGAACAGGAAACAGGAAAUGCACAGAAAUGACACAUUUUUCUUCUCACCCUCAGACUGCAGGAGACCAUUCGACUCACGAACUUGAGUUUUCACACAUCAUCUGUCAUUUAUACGCAAGGAUGUCUAACCAAUCACAAGACAGGAGCAGAGACCAACACUGACACAGAGACACAAUGCAAUGUAAAUAUACGGACAUAUCAUGACAUUUUGUACUCGUUGAGCUUGAAACCAAGAUUGAUGGGAUUUUUAUAAUUUGAUAUUUAUACCUGGAGCCCAAAUUCAGUUCACAUUCUGAAAAGGCUGCAGUUUUUACUCGUGUAACUGGACCUCUCUAAAGUCAUGCAUUAAAUAAACAGUUGAUUGAAGGUGUUUGUGAGACAGUGCUUGUGAAAGUGUGGGAAAAGACUCCGGGACUUUAAUGAUUUGUGAGCGAAACAUGUUCCUUUUGUUUCUAUACAACAAACUCGGUCAUGUAACGUUUGACUUCGACAAAACAAAUAUAUAAAUGUGAAAAAUCCUUCCUUCGCAUGAAGAACAGCUUUCCACACAUUUCAUUUCUCCAAACACUCAGCUGAAAGACUUUGCUGUGCCUCUUGUGAAACCUACCAAAGAUGCUCUUAACUAGUUGGAGAUUGAUUGAUUGAUUAAUUGAUUGAUUGAUUGAUUGAUUUCUUUCUUUCUCUUUCUUUCUUUCUUUCUUUCUUUCUUUCUUUCUUUCUUUCUUUCUUUCUUUCUUUCUUUCAGAAUCAGGCUUAUCUUUAGAAACAAACUCCCCAAGCCCCCGACCUAUCUCCCACAUACCAAUUCUUUCUUUCUUUCUUUCUUUCUUUCUUUCUUUCUUUCUUUCUUUCUUUCUUUCUUUCUUUCUUUCUUUCUUUCUUUCUUUCAGAAUCAGGCUUAUCUUUAGAAACAAACCAUGUUCUCUAACUAUAAACAGAAAUUGGAGAAGGUGACGGACCAACAUGUAUUUCAUGGAAAACCGACUGUUAUUGCCUGAGGUGGCAGUUUAAUGAAAAUAAAUAUCGUAACAUUAUCUAGUUUGAUGAUGAGAAACAAAAUUACGUGUGUCUUUCAAAAACCAUAGAAGGUGUUUUAAAAUCUUUGACUGCCGUCGACCCUCGUUAAUUUGCUAAAUUAGUGUAUUCCAGGGAUUACAUUUCCAAAAAACAUUCCUUUAACCAAGUUUGGAUUCGCUCCAUGUAUCCCGGGUGUAACUGAGACCAGAUUCCAUACAUCUGCAAUAUUACAUUCAUGAAAUCAGUCCAAACACCGUACACAUCUGCUCCUGGUAUUCAGUAUUAUCAAGAAAAUUGAUGCUUAAGAUCAUUAUAGAGGACUUUACCAUUUACUUUCCAUUCAUUUUUUAUUUUUUUUGUAUUCAUUCCACUCAUUUACUGUUCAUUCAUCUUUCCAUUCAUUAAAGUUCUAUACGUGUA
This is a messenger RNA of Silurus meridionalis, 2921 nucleotides long. RefSeq names its product PH domain containing endocytic trafficking adaptor 2 (gene pheta2). The coding region runs from base 153 to 1157 and encodes 334 amino acids. The transcript has 3 exons. Gene Ontology annotation, biological process: endosome organization; receptor recycling; retrograde transport, endosome to Golgi. Gene Ontology annotation, cellular component: recycling endosome; early endosome; trans-Golgi network. NCBI's taxonomy places the organism in Eukaryota, Metazoa, Chordata, Actinopteri, Siluriformes, Siluridae. The record is from RefSeq and is a predicted model, not a curated record.